AUGCAUCCAUCUGAGGGACCUAACUCCUUGAAAGUUGACCCUCAGUUAACUGGAACUACAGACUAUAGACCCUGGAAGAGGUCUAUGGAGAUUUCUCUUGCUAUAAAGAGAAAACAUGGGUUCGUUACUGGAGCCUUGACUAAGUCAAGUGAAGAUUAUGUGAAAAUGGAAGCUUGGGAAGCCUGCAAUAGCAUGGUAAUUGCUUGGCUUCUCAACAACAUGAAUGAGACCCUGAGAAGGUUCACAGUGAGCAAUGGUAGCAGAAAAUACAGAAUGAACAAAAAAACCUAUGAAGUUAAGAUGAAUGAGAGGCUAGUCUCUGAGUACUACACAUAUUUGAGAGUUUUGUGGGAAGAACUUGAGUCCUUGACUAAUUAUCCAGCUAUAACUAAUGUUAAUGCUGAAAUAACAGCCUUUAUUGAAGCUGUUAAUCAACAAAAAGAAGAAAAAAAAUUGUUUCAGUUUUUGAAUGGUUUGGACUUGGGAUAUGGUAGCUUGAGAAGUCAUAUGCUUCUUGUGAGUCCUUUACCAUCUGUAGACAUUGCUGUGUCAAUGGUUCAACAGGAGGAUCACAUAAUGAUGUUUCCAACUGGUAACAACAACAAGGCAAAGCAAGGGUCUAAGAACUUUGAGAGCAAUCAAGAAUGCAGAAUAGGUAGUAACAGAGGAAGACAACAAGGAAACACUGGAGGUCAGAACUUCAGGAAGAAAAAUACCUCUAAUGCUCAACUGAGUGUGGGCAAUACUGAACUUGCUACUGCUAUAGCUCACCAGCUGCAAGAAAGAUGUAUUGAUAAAUUGCAGAAUGUGAAACACUUGUUUCACAAACCCAAAAUAAAUCUUCCAAAUGGUGGUACAGCCUAUGUUACUCACAUGGGAAAUGUAUUACUAAGACAUGGAAUUCAACUUAGGGAUAACUGCACAACACAGAGCAUUAAAGGCACUGGUACUGCCACAGGUGAUCUCUACUACCUCCACAACCAACCCUUCAUCAACCAAGACACAAGAAAGUCCUUCUGCUCAAACCGAACACCAGAAAACAAGCUUCAAAUACAACAUGUUAGGCCCAAGGCAAAUAGUAGCCAUGUUUUUGAAUCAAAUGUUGUUACUAGUGAUAACAACUGUAAUGAUGUUUAUGACUCUCAUGUCAAUGAUUUAAACUUUGGAAAUUUAUGCAAUGAAUUUUCUUCUAUGAAUGCAAAAAUGUCAGCAAACCCCAUUGGUGAACUCCGUUCAGUCAACACACAGGCAAAUGUUGAGAAUCAUAUUCAAAUGCCUAAUGAAAGUUACGGGACUUACCAAAUGGACGCAACUUGCCCAGUGGAACCUUUUGUGUAG
Messenger RNA from Beta vulgaris subsp. vulgaris (sugar beet), 1338 nucleotides. RefSeq lists its product as uncharacterized. Bases 1 to 1338 code for a protein of 445 amino acids. The transcript is spliced from 6 exons. NCBI's taxonomy places the organism in Eukaryota, Viridiplantae, Streptophyta, Magnoliopsida, Caryophyllales, Amaranthaceae. The record is from RefSeq and is a predicted model, not a curated record.